Messenger RNA from Phacochoerus africanus (Common warthog), 2861 nucleotides. RefSeq names its product TAP binding protein (gene TAPBP). The transcript has 8 exons. The record is from RefSeq and is a predicted model, not a curated record. NCBI's taxonomy places the organism in Eukaryota, Metazoa, Chordata, Mammalia, Artiodactyla, Suidae. Gene Ontology annotation, cellular component: membrane. Gene Ontology annotation, biological process: antigen processing and presentation of endogenous peptide antigen via MHC class I. The coding region runs from base 198 to 1550 and encodes 450 amino acids.
GCAGGGAGUGCGUGCGACUGAGGUCCCCAGACCAGAACUGGAGAGGAGGUUCUGGUGCAGCCUGCGGGGAAGCACCUGCCUCCCUCGCCUUCACCUAACCCGAGCGGGGAUUUCCUCCGUCCCACCUGCGGCCUUUGGAGGAAAGUGAAAGUGAAAGGGGGAAGAGGAGGCUGCGGAGCUGAGAGGAUCGCGACGCCAUGAAGCCUCUGUCUCUGCUCCUCUCUGUAGUAGCUUUGGGCUUGGCGUCCACCGUCUCGGUGGGUCCCGCGGUGAUCGAGUGCUGGUUCGUGGAGGAUGCGGGCCGGGGUCAGCUGUCCAAGAAACCCGCUGCCCUGCUGCUGCGCCAGGGCCCCGGGAGCCCACCUCCUCGGCCGGACCUCGAUCCGGAGCUCUACCUCAAAGUGCAUGACCCUGCGGGAGCCCUCCUAGCCGCCUUCAGGCAGUACCCCCGGGACGCCCCCGCGCCACGCUGCGAGAUGAGCCACUAUAUCCCACUCCCCGCCUCGCCCGACUGGGUCAGCGGCUUGACUCCGGAGCAGAGGUGCCCGCGGGCCCUGGACGGGAAGUGGCUAAUGGUCAGUAUGUCCAGCCCGGUGCUCAGCCUUUCCAGCUUCCUUCAGCCGCAGUCUGAGCCUCAGCCGGAGCCUGCUCUCAUCACCAUGGCAACAGCUGUGCUCACUGUCAUCACCCACACACCCGCCCCUCGCAUCCGACUGGGACAAGAUGCCCUACUGGACUUGAGCUUUGCCUAUGUGCCCCCCACCUCCAAGGCUGCUAUAUCUCUAGCCCCAGGUCCCCCUCCCUUUGGGCUGGAGUGGCGACGCCAGCACCUGGGCAAGGGGCACCUCCUCUUGGCUGCAACUCCGGGGCUGAGUGGGCAGGUGCCAGCUGCCCGAGAGGGGGCAGUAGCCUUUGCUGCUUGGGAUGAUGAUGAGCCCUGGGGGCCGUGGACCGGAAAUGGCAGCUUCUGGCUGCCUGCAGUGCAGCCCUUCCAGGAGGGCACCUAUCUGGCCACUGUACACCUGCCAUACCUGCAAGGGCAGGUCACCAUGGAGCUUGCUGUACAGAAGUCCCCCAAAGUGUCCCUGACACCAGCGCCCGUUGUGUGGGCUGCCCCCGGAGAGGCUCCUCCGGAGUUGCUCUGCCUGGUGUCUCACUUCUACCCCUCCGAUGGCCUGGAGGUGGAGUGGGAGCUCCGGGGUGGCCCACAGGGUCGCUUUCAGAAGGCCGAGGGGCAGAGUUGGCACUCUGCCCUGAGCCACCAUGCAGAUGGCUCUGUCAGCCUGUCUGCACACCUGCAGCUGCCCCCAGUCACCACUGAGCAGCAUGGGGCCCGCUAUGCCUGCAGAGUCCACCACCCGAGCCUGCCGGUCUUGGGGCGCAGGUCUGAGAUCACCCUGCAGGUGGCAGGUCUCUCGGGGCCCUCUCUCGAGGACGGCGUGGGCCUCUUCCUGUCUGCCUUUCUCCUCCUUGGGCUCAUCAAGGCACUGGGCUGGGCUGCUGCCCAUCUGGCCGCUUCCAGGGACUCAACGCAAAAGAAAACUGAGUGAGGUCACUGGCCACCAUGCAGGGGAAGCUGGCUUCGUCUCUCAUCUGAGCUACUGUAGUAAACUUCCCCUAAUUGCACCCACCCUCUGUUACUGCUCCUUCCAACCUCUCUCCACUGAGCAGCCAGAAUGCUUUCUUUUAUUAUUAUUAUUUUUUAAAAUUUAAUUUAAUUUUUGCUUUUUAGGGCCACACCUGUGGCAUAUGGAGGUUCCCAGGCUAGGAGUCAAAUUGGAGCUACAGCUGCCAGCCACAGCCACAGCCACACAGGAUCUGAGCAGUGUCUUCGACCUACAGCACAGCUCAUGGCAAUGCCGGACCCUUAACCCACCCAGCAAUCUCAUGGUUCCUAGUGGGAUUCCUUUCUGCUAAGCCACAACGGGAACUCCCAGAAUGCUUUCUUAAAAGACACCCUCUUAGAGCUCUAUGGCAGAGGUUCUCAAAAGUUUUGGUCUCAGAACCUCUUAAAAUUGAUCAAAGACUCUAUAGAGCUUUUGCUUAAAAACUAAGUAUUUAUUGUGCUAGAAUUUUAAACGGAGAACAAUUGAAUACACAAGCACAGUUCAUUAACUGUGAGGGUGUCGGUAUCACGUAGCUUUAGGAAAACUCCGCUGUAUGUUUUUCAGAGAAUGAGAGUGAAAAGGCAAAUAACAGUUUAGUGUUGUUAGGAAAAUAGUCUAACCUUUGCAUACCCUCUGAAGUAGUCUCAGGGACCUCUGGGACAGGAACCAGUGCUCUAGAGGCCACAUCCAUUUUUGCCCUGCUCUCUGCACCCCUGCGCUCCAGCCACUGCUUACCUCUUCAAGCGCCCUCCGCCCCUUUCCCCCUGUCUCCAGCCCUCCUCUCACUGCUCCUCGCACCGAAGGCGAAUCCUUUCCAACAACAGCCUCCCACCCUCCUUGGACUCCCGAGUUCCGGCCCUGCUGCUUGGUUCACCCUCGCCCUCCCUGGUCAGCCGCAUCAUCGCAUGUUCUCCGACCGUGCCCCUCUUGUGCGGUUGUCCAAGGUUGCAUUGAAGUGAUUGUGCGAGUCGUUGUGAACUGCCCGUCUGUCUCCCCGCCCGGACUGUCGAGGUCGAACCUGUCCACUGCUGCGUCCCCUGCGCGGGCACAGGGCCUGGCGCCCGCUGGAGGCGCUCCACCUAAGAAGUUAGUCGUUUUGCGUCUUAUGUAUUCAAAGCCGGUACUGGAUCCAAUAACUACUGGAGGAAGGAAGCGGCUCUUCGGCUUAGGGGUCUUCGAGGGCAGGACUGUUGGCCAGACCAACGCGGGGAGCGGGCCUGGCGUGUGGGAAUAAAGUUGUCCCGGUGCUUCCAA